GGUGUCACGGGGCUGCGGCGCGUGGCGGGAAAGCGCCACGAUGGCGGGCCGUCGCGGGGCCCUCAUAGUGCUGGAGGGCGUAGACCGCGCGGGAAAGAGCACGCAGGGCCGAAAGCUGGUGGCCACGCUGUGCGCCUCGGGCCACCGCGCCGAGCUGCUCCGCUUUCCGGAAAGAUCAACUGAAAUUGGCAAACUUCUGAGUUCUUAUUUGGAAAAGAAGAGUGAGGUGGAAGAUCACUCAGUGCAUCUCCUUUUCUCCGCCAACCGCUGGGAGCAAGUGCCGUUAAUCAAGAAGAAGUUGAGCCAAGGCGUCACGCUCGUGGUUGACAGAUACGCGUUUUCUGGUGUCGCCUUCACCAGCGCCAAGGAGAACUUUUCUCUGGACUGGUGCAAGCAGCCGGAUGUGGGCCUCCCGAAGCCGGACCUGGUGGUGUUCCUUCAGUUAGGGCUGGCGGAGGCCGCCGCGCGGGGAGAGUUCGGCCGCGAGCGCUACGAGAACGGAAAGUUCCAGGAGCGGGCGCUGCGUCGCUUCCAUCAGCUGCUGGCAGAUGAGACUCUGAACUGGAAGAUGAUCGACGCCUCCAAAAGCAUCGAAGACGUCCACGAGGAGAUCCACGCCCUCUCCAUGGACACCAUCCAGGCCGUGGCGCACAGGCCGCUGGGGGAGCUGUGGAAGUAGACUCGCAGCGGCCCUCAGGGCAGAGGUGCCCAGGAGGCGGCCGUCCCGACGCCGUGUGCAUACGAGGACCAGGCACCAGCGGCCCAUCAUGAGGCGCGGGGACUCCAAGCGCCCAGCAAGCAGGCGUCCGCCACUUGGACCCCGAGAUCCCAGCGCAGCUGCGUGUGUCUGACUGAGCUCGAUGCCCCCGUCCAAGCAGUCUCAUUGAAAUGGCGAUCGGCUGAAACUCUCCUCAAUCUUUUAUGGGAAUAAAAAUGACUUUGCAAACGUC
Molecule: messenger RNA, 950 nt
Organism: Suricata suricatta (meerkat)
Lineage: Eukaryota; Metazoa; Chordata; Mammalia; Carnivora; Herpestidae
Gene: DTYMK
Product: deoxythymidylate kinase
Exons: 5
Coding region: 41-679 (212 amino acids)
Biological process (GO): dUDP biosynthetic process; dTDP biosynthetic process; dTTP biosynthetic process
Cellular component (GO): cytoplasm; nucleus; mitochondrion
Molecular function (GO): ATP binding; dTMP kinase activity
Source: RefSeq, a predicted model, not a curated record